GCAACGUCUCUAAUUCAAAUACCAGGAUUUGUCAGAGGGAGAGAACGUAUAUCUGAACCACCAGGCCACAGAGGUAACAAAAACCCAGCGUCUCUACCAUGAAGUUAUCUUUGGUUCUGGUCUUUGCAUUCAUCCUCCCGCUCAUCAGGGCUCAAGUACCUCACUGGGGACCAUGUCCAGAACCGUCCGUCCAAGCAGCGUUCACCCUCAAACAGUUCAUGGGAAGAUGGUAUGAAAUUGCCAAACUGCCGGCCCAGUUUGAGAAAGGACGGUGCAUCGAAACCAAUUUCACUUUGAAGGCAGACAACUCCAUUCGGGUGGUCAGCUCUGAAAUACUAAAAGGAGAGCUGAGGAGAAUCGAAGGGAUCGGAGUCGUGGAGGAUGCGAAGAAUCCUGCCAAGCUGGGAAUAAGUUAUUCCUAUGUCCUGCCCUACUCCCCUUACUGGAUCCUGUCCACCGACUACGUGAACACGGCCCUGGUGUACUCCUGCACAGACAUCCUGAGGCUCUUCCACGUCGACUUCGCGUGGAUCCUGGGCCGAACACGAACCCUGCCGGACUCUACCAUUGAGAAAGCCAAGGAGAUCUUCGCCAACAACAACAUCGACGUGACCAGGAUGGUUGCCAGCAGGCAGCAAAGCUGUGACAAAACUCUCUGAGCAGCCAUAGAAAUGCAGCACAAGAUGGUGCUGUUGUUGACAGGAAGGAAAAGAUUUGAUUCAUCGUCUGUUCCAGAAACAUCUUUGACUAAUAUUUUAUCAUAAUUGUGAGCAGGAGGUUUGAUUGUUUAUUUAUCCAGAGCAGAGUUUCCUUCCUUUUUAAGACAAUAAAAAUGUUUACAGCACAAAAUAACUGCAUGCCAUCUCUGUGUUGUUCAUUAUGUGUUUUGAGUGUACAGUAGCAGUCUCUUUAUUUAACACGCUGUUACUGGUUGUAACAUUAGCUGAGAGUUGUGUUCAGCGCAGUUCAGACUGUUCAUCUUGUCUUAAUGAAAAAAAUGUUUGCUGUUGCAUAAAAUCAUAUUAAGUAAAUCUGAUGUUUACACCACAAACUGGAGACAUAAAGCGUCUAAUUAGAGUCAAUAAA
Messenger RNA from Larimichthys crocea (large yellow croaker), 1086 nucleotides. RefSeq names its product apolipoprotein Da, duplicate 1 (gene apoda.1). Bases 99 to 659 code for a protein of 186 amino acids. Gene Ontology annotation, molecular function: lipid binding. NCBI's taxonomy places the organism in Eukaryota, Metazoa, Chordata, Actinopteri, Sciaenidae. Gene Ontology annotation, cellular component: cytoplasm. The record is from RefSeq and is a predicted model, not a curated record. The transcript is spliced from 5 exons. Gene Ontology annotation, biological process: lipid metabolic process; response to reactive oxygen species; tissue regeneration.